Molecule: messenger RNA, 1685 nt
Organism: Cynara cardunculus var. scolymus (artichoke)
Lineage: Eukaryota; Viridiplantae; Streptophyta; Magnoliopsida; Asterales; Asteraceae
Product: putative WEB family protein At4g17210
Exons: 2
Coding region: 87-1586 (499 amino acids)
Source: RefSeq, a predicted model, not a curated record
UUCUGAGAACCUGAUCAUGAAAACUUACAUGGAUUUUUGAAUUGUGUGAAGAAAUCAUAGCGAUUGAAUUACUUGGGGAAGAAACUAUGGGGGAGAUUGAUACGGAUCCAAUCAAAUCCGUUAGAGCAUCUGUUUCCCAUUUUGGGGAAAAAUGCAACCAGAUCAAAAGUCGAUGUAGCAGCGAUGAUGAAGCAGAGAAGGAGAAAGAUUUUGAAGCUGUUCUACAAGACUUGGCUAACUGCAAGGUUCAACUCGAAGCCAUGGAUGCUGCCCACAAGCAAACCCUUCUUAAGCAAGAUCACCAUGAGGAAGCUGUUGCCGGGAUCUCAACGCUCUUGAAGAGCUCGGAAUUCGAGAAAGAUGUAUUCAUCAAUGAAUGCAAGGAAGCAAGAAUUCGCGUUUCGGAACUCGAAUUCAAGAUCCAAGAAAUGGCUGAAGAGUUGACCGAGUUAAGUUCAACACGAGCUCAACUUCUCAGAGUCGAAAAACAACUUGUGGCUGCCACUGAUGCUAAAUUUGAGGCCAUGAAACAAGCGGAGAUGAUCGAAACGGUUUUGAGCAUGGAGAAAGCCAAAAUGGAAGAGAUGGUUCAUCAUGAAAAUAUGCUCAACGAAACCAUUCUCGAUUUACGACUUUCUUCCAUGGAAUCCGAGAGUUUGAAGGAAGAAGCCGAAAAAGAAAUGAAGUAUGCCCAGGAACAGCUCAUAUCGAAAUCGAUGGCCAUCGAUUCACUGCAAUCUGAGCUUCAAAGAGCUAACGAGUUGCAUAGUUUGGCUGAGGAGGCUGCUGCUGAUUCAAGAAGUGAUCUGAACAGGAUGAAGGAGGAUUAUAAACAUCAAGAAAGGAGGAAUUCAGAUCAAGUACAGUACAUCGAGUUAUUAGAGAGCGAGUUGACUCAGUUGAAGUCGGAACUCAGGGACAAGAAUCAAGAGUUGCAGAUGGCCAUCGGUGAGUUAGAAAAGACGAAAAGUGAAAUGGAAGAGAUGGGCGACAAAGAUAACGAAACACAAGUCGAAAUAGCGUUGUUGAAAGCCGAGCUUCAUAAAGGGCGAUCAAAAACCGCAGCUGCUGAGGUCUCUGAGUUACGAGCCAAAGGCGAAAAGUCCGCUGCUUAUUUUGCUCUUCAACAGAUGGCGAUCGAAACCCAAGAACUGAAAGAAGAAAACCAAAGGUUACAAUCCGGACACGAAGAGAUCGAGUUUCAAGAUUCGAAAUCCGACCCCGAGAUCACGAUUUCAUUGGCGGAAUACGAAAUCUUGGUGAAGAAAAACGAGGAAGCUAAUGAUGAACAAAAUCUGACGCUGAAAAUGGAGUGUUUGAAGAAAGAUUUGGAGAGUGCAAUGGUGAGAGUGAGUGAGCUCAGGACACAAUCAGAACAGGCGGCAACGAGAGCGGAAGUGGCGGAGCAGGCCAAAUCCGCCCUCGAGGAGCAAAUAAAGCAAUGGAAGGAACAGAAGCAGCGGCGGAGGGCGGCUCUGGCGGCCCUCCGGACGGAAUCGAUGUCGAAAUCGAGUCAUGGUUUUGAGUUUGAUGAUAAUUCUAAAACAUACAUGCCAUUAGGCAAGUUUCUCAAAAUGAACUUCUGAAUCAUGCUAUUCAUUCUGUAUCUAAAUAAAUGUACAACAAAAAUUUACCCAUUUAAGUUUUACUUUUUUACAAGACUUCACUUUUGAGUUGGUUUAACG